AUGAAGUGGGUGAAGGGAACCAGUGGGAUUGAAUCUAAACCAGUUGGUAGGAUAGGAGAGGGAAUAUUUUCUGGUGUUCUGAAGACAUUGAAUCUUAGGGGUGGAAAGCACUAUGCAAGUAAACACAUGAAGCAACACUAUAAAGAAGCAGAGCAGGCAAACAAUUUAUCAGGUCCUGCGUUUGAAAGUUCAGUUAAGCUGAAAAAUGUCUCCCUUUCACUGAUAUGUGAACUUAUGGACAUGAAUAUAUGUGAUCUGAUAGAAGGAAGGAGAAAGCCAUUGGGAUGGGAUUUCUGGAAGUUUAUCUUUCAGCAGAAUACCCUAAAGUUAGGAGAUUUUGGAUCUGGUAGGAGUAUCUAUUCUAAGUAGCCACAUAUGGAAUGUAUCUCCACGUGCUGGUACCCAGCACCUGAAUGUUUACUUACAUGCGGCUACUAGAGUUACAAAAGUGACAUGUGGAGUGCUGGCUGUGCUUUCUAUGAGAUAAAAAAAAAUUUUCUGCCUCCCUGUUCUGGAUCUAAUGAGCUGGAUCAAAUUGCAGAAAUCCAUGAUGUCAUAGGCACUUCUGCUAACAAAACUCUCAACAAGCCCAAGCAGUCAAGAACUGCAAGUAUUGAUUUCCCCUUUUUAAAAAGAAUUCCACCUCUUGUGCACAAUUUGUCUCCCAAAGGUAUCUCUGUCCUAUAUGCAAUGGUAAAAUACGAUCCUGAUGAGAGAACUGCUGCUUACCAAGCGUUACAGCGCCCUUAUUUUCAAGAACUCUGGGCAGCUGAUACAGAAGCUUUGGCUAUGCACAAAAAGUUAAGAGUACUGGAAACAUCAGGGCAAGGACCUCUGCAUUUGUGGCAAAUUGCAAAGAAAAUUCGAAGAGAGGUAGUAUUGAAGAAACUCCAGGACAAAAAUGAAAACAUGGAGAAUUCUCCUCAUGAAGAAUUACCAAAAUUAAAUCUUUCUUGGGUAGCCAAAUUGACUUCCUGUCCUACUCCUACGUUGCAUUCAAUUUUCUGGGCACCUAAAGGAAGGGUUGAAACCCCUGUGUUAUCUGUUAGAUUUAUUGGAUCAAACAUUGAGGUACAGACUCCAACUUUCAUUAAGUGUAAUAGCAACAUGGGUUCUGAGAAACAGAAGACACUUAAGUGUUCCCCAAAACGCUUCCACUUACCUGCUAUAGAACGACAAGGAGGAAAUUACCACCUUGUAAAGGAUUUGGAGUGUGAGGAGAAGCACGACUGUGCAAACUUGAUGAAGGAGGAGGAGGUUAGUUAA
Merops nubicus (carmine bee-eater) is the source of this 1266-nucleotide messenger RNA. RefSeq names its product MOK protein kinase (gene MOK). Gene Ontology annotation, biological process: intracellular signal transduction; protein phosphorylation. Gene Ontology annotation, molecular function: ATP binding; protein serine/threonine kinase activity. Gene Ontology annotation, cellular component: cytoplasm; nucleus. The record is from RefSeq and is a predicted model, not a curated record. NCBI's taxonomy places the organism in Eukaryota, Metazoa, Chordata, Aves, Coraciiformes, Meropidae.